AUGGAGGAGCUGGGAUUUGCUGCUGCCGCUGCCGUUCCAGGCCGGCUCGGUUUGGGACGGACGGAGCGGCGCGGGCGGCGCCGGCACCGCCGGCACGGCGCCGACGGCUCAGGGAGAUUCGGGUCUCGGUUUGCCGCCGUGGGGACCCUCGGGAUGGAAAUCCCAAUCCUGCCAGGAAAUCUGGGAUGGACAUCCCAACCGUGUCAGGAAUCCCAGGAUGGACAUCCCAACCCUGCCAGGAAAUCUGAGAUGGACACCACAACCCUUCCAGUGGAAAUCUGGGAUGGAAAUUCCAACCCUGCCAGGAAAUCUGGGAUGGAUAUCCCAAUCCUGCCAGGAAAUCUGGGAUGGAAAUUCCAACCCUGCCAGGAAAUCUGGGAUGGACAUCCCAGUCCUUCCAGGAAUCCUGGGAUGGAAAUUCCAACCCUUCCAGGAAGUCUGGGAUGGACAUUUCCAGGAAUCCCAGGAUGGACAUCCCAAUCCUGCCAGGAAUCCUGGGAUGGACAUCCCAACCCUGCCAGGAAAUCUGGGAUGGAUAUCCCAAUCUUUCCAGGAAAUCUGGGAUGGAAAUUCCAACCCUUCCAGGAAGUCUGGGAUGGACAUUUCCAGGAAUCCCAGGAUGGACAUCCCAAUCCUGCCAGGAAUCCUGGGAUGGACAUCCCAACCACGCCAGGGUCCAUCCCAAACCUCCCAGGAACCCCAAUCCUGCCAGAACCCUCGGGAUGGACAUCCCAACCCUUCCAGAAACCCCAGGGUGGACAUCUCAGUCCUUUCAGGGUCCAUCCCAAACCUCCCAGGAACCCCAACCCUUCCAGGAAUCCCAGAAUGGACAUCCCAACCCUGCCAGGACCCUCGGGAUGGACAUCCCAACCCUUCCAGAAACCCUGGGAUGGACAUUCCAAACCUUUGGGAUCUCCAACACCAUUUUGGGAUGAAAAUGCCAAACUUUGGGGGUCUCCUACCCCAUUUUGGGAUGGGAAUUGCAAACAUUUGGGGUCUCCUACCCAUCCUGGGAUGAAAAUUCCAAAUCUUUAA
Molecule: messenger RNA, 1035 nt
Organism: Vidua macroura (Pin-tailed whydah)
Lineage: Eukaryota; Metazoa; Chordata; Aves; Passeriformes; Viduidae
Product: collagen alpha-5(IV) chain-like
Exons: 2
Coding region: 1-1035 (344 amino acids)
Source: RefSeq, a predicted model, not a curated record